AUGGGACGUAGAAAAAUAGCGAUUGAACCCAUCGUUGACGAGCGAAACCGCACGGUAACGUUCAUAAAACGGAAAGCUGGUCUGUUCAAGAAAGCACAUGAACUGGGCGUUCUAUGCCAGGUGGACAUUGCAGUGAUUAUUCUGGGGUCCAACAAUACCUUUUACGAGUUUUCAUCGGUAGACACAGAUGACCUUAUUGAUCACUACCAGAACUCCAAGCUGCCGCACGACGUGAAAGGGCCGGCAAACUAUGGGAAUUUCAGCAAGAAAAAGCGGGUUGUUAUCCAUAACCGAGCCAAACGGCGGUUUGGUCGCGCUUCGCCCGACACAAAUAGUGCAGACGACAAGGACGACAGCAAUGAAGCAGGAGACAACGACGCAGACGAUCUCGGGAGACCCUUCCAAGGCAGCGUACAAGGUCAGAACGACAAUAGUGAGCAAAAUCUCGACGACGAGGACGAGGACGAUGACGAUGAUCCCGAAAACAACAGUAUUUGUGAGUCCGAGGGCAACUCCGAGAGUGGGGUGGUGCCCGGAGUAGGGCAAGCCCGCAAACCGACCAGAAAAAGGCUUAAAAUCUCUGCUACACCGUCUUUUCCCAACGCUCCGGCGGCCAGGUCCGGCAAAAACCCGUCUUUCAACUCUCUCCAACAGCAAGUGCAGCGUCAAUUUCACAAUCUGUAUGCUGUCGCAUCAAAUCCGGAAGCUUCCUCGUCUUCCGGCUUUGCACAUUUCGGUACCCAACCGAACUCUUCAUUCUCAAGAUCCAGCGUGCCCGGCUCAUAUGCCAGAGGGUUUAGUCCAGCGGCAGGCGUUGCGUACGGCGGAGCAGCUUACGCAAACACAAAUCCCAAUGUCGGGCUGCGAUCUACGUCCAUCCCAACGGGGAUAGAUCGUGGAGGCGUUCAAACAGUACCGAGGACAAAUCCACACGGGUCGUCACUCAUCGACGACACGCCUUCGAGAUCCGAUUCCCGCUCGCUUCCGCAAUCGAAUCCUACCACCAGUGGCACCAACUCGAGACCCACCCUGCGCGUGCAAAUUCCUUCCAGCUCAGGUACCGCCAUUAAAAGUGAGCCAUCCUCAGCCAUAUCUCCCAAUCGCACCAAUGUCAACUCCUCUUCACAGUUUGCGCGCAGCAAUGCUGGCCAUAUCGAACUGCCGCACCCUACACAGUCCAAAAACAGCACACCGCAGUCGGCCCACGCCCCGAUUGUAAGUCCCGGUCUCGAUCGCAGCGACAAAACGCACAGUUUCUUACCAUCAGCCGGCGGCAUUGGCGCUGCCAACCCCGGGAACGGUUUCCUUUUCAACGGACUGCCGUCUGCACUCAACGCAUCACCCUCAAUACAGCAGUAUUUCGCAACGCCAGUGCAACCAAACCCGACAGGAACAGCUACCAGCACGGCAGGGUCGAUAGUACCGUCAGUAUCACACCCGAACGGGUAUCUGAUGCAAAAACAUAUUCAGAUGGCUCAACAAGAGCAGAAUUUACGAACGCAACAUGCAGCGGGCGGCGCAGAACCUACGUCGGGUCCCUUGACUGGGCUGCCCUCGAAGUUUGCUAACGAUCUGAUAGUAGCGUCGCCGAACACAUCGAUGUCGAUGUUCCAGGACUGGGGUUACGGUCGUACGGGAAACGGCAACAACAGUUCUGGGGCGCAGCCUGGAGGAGCGACUACAGGUGCGCCCUCUGGUGCUGCAAACAACGGUGGCAGCGGCUUGACACCGUACAUCAACGUGAAUCAGACGCCAUUGUCGAGCAAGUAUUUUAUAUUCGGAGACCCGAACGACGACAAGAAUAAGAAGCCCUGA
Molecule: messenger RNA, 1815 nt
Organism: Lachancea meyersii CBS 8951
Lineage: Eukaryota; Fungi; Ascomycota; Saccharomycetes; Saccharomycetales; Saccharomycetaceae
Source: the annotation of a GenBank genome assembly